AUGGUUGAUGAGGAGGCUAUCAAGAGCAAUGACGAUGGUAAGGAUAAGUCAAAGGAGGAAAAUCUGAAGACCAAGAAGGAAGCACCGGUGGUUAGACCAGGUUCGAUCACUUUUCCGGAUAACCCACCUCAUAUCACUCCCUCAUUGCCAUUCCCUCAACGGUUCCAGAAGAAGGCGCUUGACGAGCAAUUUGAGAAAUUUCUCAAUAUCUUCAAGAGGAUCCACAUCAACAUCCCCUUCGUGGAUGCUCUAGAGCAAAUGCCAAACUAUGCCAAAUUCAUGAAGGAAGUUAUGACCAAGAAGCGCAAAUUCGAGGACUAUGAAACAGUGAAGCUUACGGAAGAAUGUAGCGCUAUCAUAAAGAGACAACUACUGGAGAAAUUGAAGGAUCCGGGUAGUUUUAGAAUCCCAUGCAUCAUUGGAGAACUUCACAUUGAGAAAGCCUUGUGUGAUCUUGGGGCUAGCAUCAACCUCAUGCCUCUCUCUAUCUUGCGGAAGCUCAACCUUGGAGAGAUCACACCUACCACCAUCUCACUACAAUUGGCGUACCGCUCUCUCACCUACCCUAAAGGUAUUAUCGAGGAUUUCUUGGUUAAAAUUGAUAAAUUCAUUUUUCUAGUUGACUUUGUGGUGUUAGACAUGGAGGAGGACCAAGAAAUUCCUAUUAUUCUGGGCCGACCUUUUCUUGCUACCAAGAAGGCUUUGAUUGAUGUCCAUGAUGGUAACUUGACACUUCGGAUGAACGGCGAAGAGGUAAAGUUCAACAUUAGUAACGCCAUGAAAUUUCCGGAAGAGCGACUAAGUUGUAACCGGGUGGAUGUGGUGGCCUCGUGCUUUAAGGACUUCUUUCAAACCAUUAUUUAUAAGGACCCUUUGGAGAACACCGCUCUCUAA
Molecule: messenger RNA, 894 nt
Organism: Morus notabilis
Lineage: Eukaryota; Viridiplantae; Streptophyta; Magnoliopsida; Rosales; Moraceae
Exons: 1
Coding region: 1-894 (297 amino acids)
Source: RefSeq, a predicted model, not a curated record